This is a messenger RNA of Cuscuta epithymum, 4011 nucleotides long. The record is from the annotation of a GenBank genome assembly. Lineage: Eukaryota; Viridiplantae; Streptophyta; Magnoliopsida; Solanales; Convolvulaceae.
AUUGUAUUCAUAUAGCUUAGAUAUUCACUCAACCUAAACCGAUGAAUUAAUGUUCCUAUAAUAGCCUUGGGCAUUACCACGAACGCGCAACGCGCGUUACUAAACUAGUAAUAAUAUAGAGCGGAAAGUAAUAGAAAGGUGCAGGCUGCAUGUGUUGUUGUUGGGACUGGGAGAGAUAGUGAUAUAUACUACGUAUGUAUCCGGACUUGAAGCGAUGAGCACAUGGGCAUGGGCCCACUGCUCUGCUAGUCGCCAACUCGCAAAUGGAUACCGCUCUGAGAACAAUUGAACAAAACCGGGAGAUGGAUGAUGAUCAACCUCUCGCCUAUUCCCCUCGGUAAUCAACAACCACUUGCUUUCCUGCAUCACUCUACUUUCUACUCAUUCGCUCCGCUUCUUCCUCUCCAUUUCCAUUUCACUAAUACUCGUAUUAUAUAUAUUGCCCCUCCUUUCUCCUGGAUACAUGUCACUCGGGUUUAACCAUAACCCUUUCUUUGAAUUUCUUCUUCCUUGACACAAUAGGCACGCUGAUGUCUCAACCGCAUACAUCGUCUUCUGGGAUAGGCUCAAUUUCGUGUUUAUUGUAAUGGGUUGUGUCUACUCCAAAGCAUGCAUUGGGCAGAUAUGUCCUCCGAGAGAGUUGGAUGCUAGAGACCCUGGAAAUGUCAAAGUAGCGUCUGAGAACCCUGUCUUUUCACCUGCUUCCUCAGACGCGGAGGAUGUGGACAUCAGGGAACAGUUAAGUAUAGGCAGGGACCACGAAAUUGGUAUAGCUAGGUCAUCUCGCGUCUCUUUACAAAUUUUACCCCCCGAAGGGGGCUCCAUACUUCAACCUGCUAACUACGAAUUAAGGUACUCAUAUCUGUCUCAAACAGGGUAUUAUCCCGAUUCUCUUGAUAAAGCUAAUCAAGAUAGUUUUUGCAUCUCUACUCCUUUUGGGAUGACUCUGGAUGACCAUUUCUUUGGGGUUUUUGAUGGACAUGGAGAAUUUGGAGCUCAAUGCUCACAGUUUGUGAGGAAGAAGUUGUGCGAAAAUUUGCUUCAGAAUAACAAAUUUCAUCUAGAUGCUGUUGGGGCAUUCCAUGAUGCUUUCUUGAUCACUAACUCACAAUUGCACGAUGAUGCUCUGGAUGAUAGCAUGAGCGGGACUACGGCAAUUGCCGUACUCGUACGUGGAAAAACAAUUUAUGCUGCCAAUUCAGGCGAUUCAAGAGCCGUCAUAGCUGAGAGAAGGGGAAAUGAUAUUGUGGCAGUGGACCUAUCGAUUGAUCAAACCCCAUUUCGUCAUGAUGAACUUGAAAGGGUUAAGCAAUGUGGGGCAAGGGUUCUCACCAUGGAUCAGAUUGAAGGACUGAAGAACCCAGACUUUCAAUGUUGGGACACAGAGGAAGGCGAUGAUGGUGAUCCUCCUAGACUUUGGGUACAAAACGGGACAUAUCCUGGUACUGCUUUUACAAGAAGUAUAGGAGAUUCUAUUGCUGAGACUAUUGGUGUUGUGGCAAACCCUGAAGUUACAGUUCUGGAGCUAACCCCAAAUCACCCCUUCUUUGUGAUUGCCAGUGAUGGUGUAUUUGAGUUCCUCUCGAGCCAAAACGUUGUGGAUAUGGUUUCGAAGUAUAAGGAUCCCCAGGAUGCUUGUGCAGCCAUAGUUGCUGAAUCAUAUCACCUGUGGUUACAGUAUGAAACUCGUACUGAUGACAUUACUGUGAUAGUUGUCCAUAUUAUUGGAUUAAAUGAUGCUGCAGGUGUUCAAUCCAAAAGUUAUGAAGCAGCUGUAAGAUUCCCUUUACUUCAGGAUGCAGAUACAUCAGGUUCAGAAUCUCCAACUGUCAUGAGCUGGAAAUCAAAGAAUCAACGAGAAAGACAAGAUAUAUCACAUGCACGGCUUCAUGCUCUUGAAAAUUCCCUCGAGAAUCGGCUGAUUUGGAUGCCUCCUUCUCCACGUCACAGGAAGACCUGGGAAGAAGAAGCACAAAUUGGGCAGGUCUUGCACGAUCACUUUCUUUUUAGAAAACUGACAGAUUCUCAGCAUCAUGUUUUACUGGAUUGUAUGAAAAGAGUGGAAGUUCAAGCAGGAGACAUUGUAGUGAAUAAGGGUGUUGAAUGUGAUUCGUUUUAUGUAGUUGGAAGUGGAGAAUUUGAGGUCCUGGAAACAGAGGUGGAAAACCCCGGAGGAACACAAAGGGUUCCACAGAUAUACACCGCUGAGAAGCUAUCAUCCUUCGGAGAGCUGGCCCUGAUGUACAACACACCUGCACAGGCCUCUGUUCGUGCGUUAACAACUGGAACACUCUGGGAACUCACAAGAGGAGAUUUUAGAGGAAUCCUUACAUCAGAAAUUUCUUAUCUGUCAUCAUUGAAACUGCUUCAUUCAGUAGAUCUUCUAUCAAGACUGACAAUUUUACAGCUAAACCAUAUAGCAGAUUCUCUUUCAGAAAUUAGUUUCUCUGAUGGGCAAACUAUAGCAAAUAAGGAUGAAGAUCUCCUUGGUCUGUACAUCAUCCAAAAAGGGGAAGUCGAAGUGACAUUUGACAUGGAUACAGUGAAAAUAAAAAACAUAUCAAGUCUCAUAUGCAACAACAAGAAGCAUGAUUUGGUGCCAAACAACAAGGGUGUCUCACUGCAAAAGGCUGAAGGAAGCUAUUUUGGGGAGUGGACACUUCAUGGCGAAAAUGUUGGCUGCUUAAGUGUCAUUGCUGUGGGCAAUGUAGUUUGCUCGGUCCUAACAAAGGAAAAGUUUGAGAGAGUCAUGGGACCUGUGACAACUUUCACCGGGUGACGAAAAAUUGCAAUUCAUUCAUGUGCCCUUUGAUGCGAUUCUCACUGGAUGAUCUCAAGUAUGUUAGUAUCUUCCGUGAACUUGUGAAGUAAUCAACAUAAGCAACAAAUUAGUAUCUUCGGUCCUUGGCAGUAAUGAGAACUUGAGAAGCUCACCACCCUCUUCUUUAUGUGGGCCCACAACUACUCUUCAAAUAUCUCUGAAGAACCAAUCAAAAGGUGUGGCACUUCGAUUCAUGCAAAUUUGCAACUCAUUGAUUUCGUAGCGUUGCAUAUUUUUCAGUUAAGAGUUCCAAAAACCUGUGUGGGUGGUUCGGCCAUGACUGCACUUGCCAAUUAUUUUAUAGUAAGGCAUGCCCUUUAUUCCAGAGGGUUUGAGGCCUAGCUGUGUGGCCUUCCAUAUACUUUCCUUGAGGGUUGGAAUCAUCUUAAAGUGCUGCACGGCCUGCACCCCUAUCCUUGAUAUGUAGAUGGUCUUACCCAAUGACCUAAUAAUUAUAUAAACAGGAGAUUUUAGUGGCAAUCCGAUGUAACACAGGAUUCUCUGCAUUUCAGAACUUACAGAAAGUUGGAACAGCUUUCUUUUCCUUCUCAUUUCUACAGAUAAGAUGCUUAGCCUGGAUAGAUUUUCAAAGCUAUGACUUUUUGAUAAGAGAACAAGUUUGAAAAGAAUUGGUGUUAUUGAUGCGCCUAUGGUCUACCUCAACACCUUGUUAAGGUUGCAUAACAUACUUCUGCGGGCUGUGAGGACAGGAUCUACUUCAUGCUACAUGGUGAAAUGAGGCGUGUGAACUUAGUUUUGCUCAAAUUGCAUAAUUAUUUGAAGUGAAUGAGAACUUGAGACUUGGAAUUCAAGGUGUCAACCAAUCAGGAUGAGUGACACAAAUGAGACAAGAAAAUUAAGACAAGAUUGAAUUCCUCAAAAUCCACCUGUAGUUUGAUGGUUUUUAUUGGAAUGGGUAUACUCCCAAUUCAACAUCCCUAGGAUUGCUACAGAUUUACAUAUCAUGACUCCGAAGAUUCAUACUCCCCAUAGCUUGAAGAAUUACAACGGUGUUGUGCCCUUUUUCCAUCCAUAUGUUGGAAAUUGCUCCACCAGCAUUAUAUAAAACACUACUUACAUGUAGUUAGUUUCCUCAAGUAAUUACUAGAUAUAAUAAGCACAAAUAAUAAAAUGAGUAUCAGCAAAUAUACCUAAAACAACUAUUAUUAAAAGAUCCCACAAUUACAUCC